Pygocentrus nattereri (red-bellied piranha) is the source of this 658-nucleotide messenger RNA. RefSeq names its product gamma-crystallin M2-like. NCBI's taxonomy places the organism in Eukaryota, Metazoa, Chordata, Actinopteri, Characiformes, Serrasalmidae. Bases 65 to 592 code for a protein of 175 amino acids. Gene Ontology annotation, molecular function: structural constituent of eye lens. Gene Ontology annotation, biological process: lens development in camera-type eye; visual perception. The record is from RefSeq and is a predicted model, not a curated record. The transcript has 3 exons.
AAACAGGCCAAGCUGACCAUGCCAUGGCUCGUCACUCGAGGAAGGACGGCACCCCACCAACAAGAUGAGUAAGAUCACAUUUUACGAGGACAAGAACUUCCAGGGCCGCUCGUAUGAGUGUGACACCGAUUGCCCAGACAUGCACCAGCAUGUUAGCCGCUGUAACUCUGUCCGGGUGGAGAGCGGCUGCUGGGUGCUUUAUGAAAAGCCCAAUUACAUGGGUUACCAGUAUGUCCUGACCAGAGGAGAGUAUCCCGAAUACCAGCGCUGGAUGGGCUACAGUGACACAAUUCGGUCCUGUAGGACCUUCACUUAUAACAGCGGGGGGCCCUACAGAAUGCGCAUCUAUGAGCGUCCAGACUUCCAGGGCCAGAUGAUGGAAUUCAGCGACGACUGUGAAUCCGUGCAGGACCGCUUCCGCAGCAAGGAUAUUUACUCCUGCAAUGUGAUGGAUGGCUACUGGACCAUGUACGAGCACCCCAGCUACAGGGGGCGCCAGUACUUCAUGCGGCCUGGCGAGUACAGGAAGUUCAGCGACUGGGGUGCCACAUGUGCCACCACCGGCUCCUUCCGCAGGAUCACCGAGUUUUAAACAGCCUAUGGCUUCUCUGUCCUCUUGAUAGACUUCCCAAUAAAUAAAACAUCACAAAUAAAACAA